AUUUCAAAUUUUCAGGUCGAUGAAAAAGCUCCUUUGGAUAAGGUAUGUUUGCUAGGCUGUGGCAUUCCAACUGGUUAUGGUGCUGCUCUUAACACUGCCAAGGUUGAACCUGGCAGUACUUGUGCCAUCUGGGGUCUUGGCGCUGUUGGCUUGGCCGUUGCCUUGGGUUGCAAAAAGGCUGGCGCCUCGAAAAUCUAUGGCAUUGACAUUAAUCCCAGCAAAUUUGAAUUGGCCAAGAAAUUCGGUGUUACCGAUUUCAUCAAUCCCAAGGAUGUUGAAGAUAAAGGCCCGCUACAAAAUUAUUUAAUCGAUUUAAUGGAUGGCGGCUUCGAUUACACUUUUGAAUGUAUCGGCAAUGUAAAUACCAUGCGUACUGCUUUGGAAGCCACCCACAAAGGUUGGGGUACUUCGGUAAUUAUUGGUGUUGCCGCUUCGGGACAAGAAAUUUCCACACGUCCCUUCCAAUUGGUUGUGGGUCGCACAUGGAAAGGUUCAGCUUUUGGUGGCUGGAAGAGUGGCCGUGAUGUCCCCAAAUUGGUCGAGGAUUAUAUGAAAAAAGAUUUGUUGGUCGAUGAGUUCAUUACCCAUACCAUGCAAUUGGAUAAGAUCAAUGAGGCGUUUGAUUUAAUGCAUGAGGGUAAAAGUCUACGCAGUGUGGUGUAUUUUUAA
Messenger RNA from Musca vetustissima, 669 nucleotides. RefSeq names its product alcohol dehydrogenase class-3 (gene Fdh). The annotation marks the transcript as partial. The record is from RefSeq and is a predicted model, not a curated record. Gene Ontology annotation, molecular function: zinc ion binding; S-(hydroxymethyl)glutathione dehydrogenase [NAD(P)+] activity. Gene Ontology annotation, cellular component: cytosol. The transcript is spliced from 2 exons. Gene Ontology annotation, biological process: formaldehyde catabolic process. NCBI's taxonomy places the organism in Eukaryota, Metazoa, Arthropoda, Insecta, Diptera, Muscidae.